Molecule: messenger RNA, 2278 nt
Organism: Malus domestica (apple)
Lineage: Eukaryota; Viridiplantae; Streptophyta; Magnoliopsida; Rosales; Rosaceae
Source: RefSeq, a predicted model, not a curated record
UCACAUAUCUCUCAUACAAAGAAACAACAACCCUCGGCAAAACUGUAAUCUCUCAUGAUCGUCCUUCUGAUCUCACAUUUUUCACCUGCAUAUUUCACCUCCUCUUCCUUCCUCUGUUUUAUAAACCAACACGAAACACAGAAGCCACCUGGUAAAAGCUAAACCCCCCGAAACCCCGGCAAAGCUGAUACAUUUGUUGUUUGUGAAAAUGUCUAGUAGAAAAUUGGACAAGUUAAAAUGGAAGGUGGAGGGCCACAGGAGGAGCCCCAGAUUAUCUGCUUUGGAAGCAUGUAAGGCUGAUCAGCUGCCGAGGCUUGUGGGUGCGACUGGUCCUACUGCGACUGCUAAUGCUGGUAGUCGUAUUUGUACACAGCAGCGGUUGAAGAGCCAGGUGGGGAAGGAUAAGGGACCUGCUUUCUGGACAAGGGACAGAAAGAAGAGAAAACUCAGACCUGUUGAUGAGGUAGCUGCCACUGCACCUUCUUCCCCACUGGAUCAGGGUCGAGUGGAAAAUGGCGAUGGUGGUCAUCAAACGAGUACUGAUCAACAGGUUGUGCAGGAUAAAGAUAGCCUAAAGCCUGGAGUUCAUGCUGCCUCUACUGAUCAACCAUCGACUGAAUCUGCAAAAUGGUUGCCGGAAAAACGAAUACUUGAGCUUAUCCUUGACAAAUUACAAAGGAAAGAUACCUAUGAGAUAUUUGCUGAACCAGUUGACCCGAAUGAGGUUGAGGGUUACUAUGAAAUCAUCGAAGAGCCUAUGGAUUUCGGGACCAUGAGGGCUAAACUUCAUGAAGGAAUGUAUAAGAAUCUUGAACAAUUUGAGCAUGAUGCAUUCUUAAUAACAGAAAAUGCAAUGCAUUUUAAUUCUACAGCUACCAUUUAUUUUAGACAGGCUCGUGCCAUUCACGAACUAGCGAAGAAGGUAUUUCAUGUUUUGAAAACCUCUCCCAACAACUUUGAACUAGAAUUCUCAGAAACAAGACAAAGAAGUGGUAGGAAAGCUCAAGGUGAAGCUGGCAGGAGAAGUCAAGUAAAGAUUGGGUGUUCCAGUUACAUUGAUGCAAGAGAGCACAGAGUUCUUUCUGGUAACAUGCAAACUAGAUGUACUCACGAUGGUAGAAGGUCUAGAUCGUUCGAAGGAGAUCCACGCAGCACAUAUAGACCUUGGACAUCCUUCCUUGAUGAGGAUGAGUCGACAAGUCUGACAGUAAUUAGUAAAUUAAAACAACUUGAGCAUGUGACUCAUCAAGACAUUGGUUACACUGAAAGCUUGAUGUUAUAUGUUAAAGAUUUAGGACCAACAGCUCAGAAGAUUGCUAGAAAGAAGUUACUUGGAUGUUCCGAAAUGCAUAAAAGUCAAGCUCCUUUGGCAUCCACCUCUUCCCAAUUGGCACCUAGUCCUCUGAGCAAUGUGUUUACUUCACCACCAAGUCAUAAUUUCCAGGACAAACUUAAUGAGCAUCCUUCAACUACGAAAAUCACUGGAAAAAAGGGAUCUUUAGGUGAUGAAAUGGGCAUCCAAGGUCCUACAGUUGGAGGGAAAGUCCAAUGCAAUGAAAUUCAUCCGAACUCUUCUUCCUUGAAAUCUCAUCAUGCUGGACUUGCAGACAACAGUUGCUCAGUUUCCGGCUUCAAAAACACAGGCAGCAACUCGACACCAAUGAUACUGAACCAAUGGAAGUCGGUUAAUCAAGCACAACCCUUGAAGCAGCCUUCAGAUUAUAGUUCUCAGUCAAAUUUCUUGGACCCAAGGUUGAGGAACAACAUGGGAUUUGCUAGUUUUAGCAAAACUAAGAACAAACUGAGUUCAUUGCAUUUGAGAGGAGAUGAUGAUCAGACAAACUCUGAGGCAACCCAAGCGUCGAAACCCGACCAAGGUAGGCCAAUGCUGGCUCAACAGUUCACAUUUGAUCUGCCAUAUUUGAGAGCCCAACUUGGUAGGAUAAAUUCUUCAGGACAAGAUAGAUUAAGCUUGCAGAAAGGUUCAGGUGCAGAGCUGAUGGUCUUCCCAGCCGAGAUAAAACUAUCAGAGAGAGAUGAGAAAUCAGCAGCUUUAUGGUGAUAACCAAAACCAAUCAUCAGUGGGUACUCGGUAGUCAGUAUACUGAUUUAGCUCUUCAGCUGUAACUUGUAAGAAAGCUAGUUAAAUUCUAAAAGUGAAAAAUCCCCUUUCUGGCACUAUUAUUAAUAAAAAGUCCUAAAGUUGCGAUUUAAUAGCAUCGCGGGUAUACAGACAUGAGCUUUGCCAAGUUGGCUAAAACUCUGUAUUUUUUCUCUA